Messenger RNA from Nezara viridula (southern green stink bug), 843 nucleotides. The record is from the annotation of a GenBank genome assembly. NCBI's taxonomy places the organism in Eukaryota, Metazoa, Arthropoda, Insecta, Hemiptera, Pentatomidae.
AUGAAAGUUAUGGAUAAAAUGAAAAUUCAAAAACUAGGGGAAACAAGACACAUAAUAGAUGAAAAGAAAAUCCUUCAGUCUUUAAACUUUCCAUUUUGUGUCCACUUAGAAACGUCUUUCAAGGAUAACAGGUACGUGUAUCUUCUCCUUCCUUUCAUUCCAGGCGGUGAAAUGUUCAGGCAUUUGCACCGCCAGAAGAGAUACGAUGAAAGACUCUCCAAAUUUUAUGGUGCCCAGAUACUGCUGGCAUUCGAGUACUUACAUCAUUGUGAUAUCAUCUAUAGGGAUCUCAAGCCAGAGAAUAUAGUCAUUGACGUUGAUGGAUACUUGAAGUUGACGGAUUUCGGUUUCAGUAAAAGAAUAACUAAUAGGACAUAUACAGUAUGUGGUACACCUGAUUAUCUAGCUCCAGAGCUCCUGGUACAGAAGGGUUACGGAAAAUCUGUGGACUGGUGGACGUUCGGCAUCCUUCUUUUCGAAAUGACCGCCGGUAACCCACCUUUUCAGGCAAAACAGUUGAUGAGAAUUUGUCGAAACAUUCUUUGCUGCAAAUAUAUGAUGCCACAAUUUUUCUCAAAUGAUCUAAGACAUUUGAUUGAAAAUUUAUUACAGCCUGAUGUUACAAAACGGUACGGCUGCAGGAAGGAAGGAAUCAGCGACUUAAAGGAUCAUUCAUGGUUCAAUGACAUUUCAUGGCUAAAUAUUCUCAAUCGCCAGGUAACAGCUCCAUUCAUUCCAACUGUGAAAGGUGAAGGAGAUUCUUCUAACUUUGGUCGCUUCCAGGAAGUGAGAAUUGAAGUAGCAAUGAAAGAUUAUCUUGAGAAAGAAUUUGAAGAAUUCUAA